Uncinocarpus reesii 1704 is the source of this 1935-nucleotide messenger RNA. RefSeq names its product glutaminyl-tRNA synthetase. The record is from RefSeq and is a predicted model, not a curated record. Gene Ontology annotation, cellular component: cytosol; cytoplasm. Gene Ontology annotation, biological process: glutaminyl-tRNA aminoacylation; translation. The transcript has 5 exons. Gene Ontology annotation, molecular function: glutamine-tRNA ligase activity; ATP binding. NCBI's taxonomy places the organism in Eukaryota, Fungi, Ascomycota, Eurotiomycetes, Onygenales, Onygenaceae. Bases 1 to 1935 code for a protein of 644 amino acids.
AUGAGUGCGCCAACUGGUACCACACAGUUACCCGAACGGCCUAAACAACCAAAGCCUCCGAAGAACAAGCCAGCAAAACAACCCAACGACAGCGGUGCCAAAAAUGCCAAUAAAGGGUCCAAAAAACCUCAAGGAGGCCCCUCUGGUGCAGAUAUUACCCAGGACCCCGAAUUCAUGUUCAAAGUUGGGUUUUUGGCCGAUGUCUACCAAGAGAGGCCCAUCUCGGACAAGAUCCCCAAAAUCGUAACACGGUUCCCCCCAGAACCCAACGGAUUCCUACAUAUUGGGCACAGCAAAGCUAUUGCGGUCAAUUUCGGUUUCGCGAAGUACCAUGGCGGUGACUGCAUCCUACGAUUUGAUGACACGAACCCGGAGGGCGAAGAAGAAAAGUAUUACAAGGCGAUUGAGGAUAUAAUACAUUGGCUUGGAUUUAAGCCGUUCCGUGUUACGGCCGCUAGUGACAAUUUCGAAAAGCUAUACCAACUUGCUGAAGAUUUAAUCCGACGAGAUGGCGCGUAUGUUUGCCAUUGCACGAAGGCUGAGAUUAAAAGUCAACGCGGUGAGGGAACUGGCGGCGAACGAUUCGCUUGUAGUCACCGGACGCGCCCAAUUGAGGAAUCCUUGACCGAAUUUAGAGCAAUGAGGGAUGGCAAAUAUAAACCUGGUGAAGCUGCCCUCCGGAUGAAACAAGAUAUAGAAAAUCCAAACCCGCAAAUGUGGGAUUUGUUUGCUUGGAGGAUUCUAGACCACGAACACAAGGCUCACUUCAGAACUGGAAGCAACUGGAAGGUUUAUCCCACAUACGACUUUGCCCAUCCGCUCUGCGAUAGUAUCGAAGAUAUUUCACAUUCCCUCUGUACGACUGAAUUUGAGCUUUCCCGUGAAUCAUAUGAAUGGUUGUGCGAUAAACUCGAAGUUUAUAAGCCAAUGCAACGAGAAUAUGGCCGCUUAAACAUAACCGGCACCGUUCUUUCCAAGCGGAAAAUCAUCGAGCUGGUUAAAAAGGGUUACGUGCGCGGUUGGGAUGAUCCUCGCCUCUUUACUCUUAUUGCGCUUCGCAGACGCGGUUUCCCCCCGGGCGCUAUCCUCUCUUUUGUUAAUCAGUUAGGUGUAACGAAGGCCAAAAUUAAUGUUCAGGUGGUGAAACUCGAACAAACCGUCCGCCAGUAUCUCGAGACCACAGUUCCGCGGUUAAUGUUGGUCGUUGAACCGCUCAAAGUUAUAAUUGAUGAUCUACCUGACGAUUAUGUUGAGAUGGUCGAGGUACCCUACUCGAAGGAUCCAUCUUUCGGAUCUCGCAAAGUCCCAUUCACAAAGGUGGUUUACAUCGAAAAGUCGGAUUUCCGCGAAGUAGAUUCUCCUGAUUAUUUUCGUCUCGCCCCUGGAAAGACAGUUGGUCUCAUGAAGGCGCCAUUCCCCAUCACUGCAACAUCCUUUGAGAAAGACCCGGAAACCGGCGAAAUUGCUUGUGUUCAUGCUAAAUAUGAGAAACCAUCUGAGGGAUCGCCGGCAAAGAAAGCGAAAACCUAUAUUCACUGGGUUGGCGAAUCGCCCGCACACAAUAGCCCCAAAAAUGUUGAAGUCCGCACCUUUAAUCAGCUUUUCAAAUCCGAGGAUCCAUCAGCCCACCCUGAGGGUUUCCUGGCAGACAUUAAUCCCGACUCUGAACAAAUAUUCCAAAACGCAUAUAUCGAAACGGGGUUCGAAGAAAUUUGUCGCACCGCACCCUGGCCAAAGGAAAAGAAUAAAGAAAGUGGGGAAGGAGAGGGCGAAUCCAAGCAGAAAGAAGACAAUGACUCUACUUCCACGGAGCCUUAUAGUAUUCGGUUCCAGGGCAUGCGCAUGGGUUACUUCACAGUCGAUAAAGACUCAACUCCCGACGCAACUGUUCUAAACCGCAUUGUUACGCUAAAGGAUAGCGCUGGAAAGUCGUGA